Messenger RNA from Cynoglossus semilaevis (tongue sole), 3307 nucleotides. RefSeq lists its product as uncharacterized. NCBI's taxonomy places the organism in Eukaryota, Metazoa, Chordata, Actinopteri, Pleuronectiformes, Cynoglossidae. Bases 923 to 2188 code for a protein of 421 amino acids. The record is from RefSeq and is a predicted model, not a curated record. The transcript has 5 exons.
AUAAGUAGGCAAAAAAAAAAAAGUAAUUAAAAGCCGUCAUAUUACAGCCCCAGCAUUGAAGAGUCAGGGUCUAACAAGUCAGACUGACAGUAAUCUUAGUCAGCAUGUUUAGAAAGUGAUAUUCCUUGGAAUGUCUUGCUUGAACAUUUCUAUUUAAUCCCUACUGUGUGUAACGUGGGAAUUAUGUUGUACACAAAGAGCAGCCUAGAAAUCCGAACAUUACUGGGGAGUUCUGAGGGUUCUCUUGUCCAAUAACGAGGAAUUUCUAGCUAGCUUCGAAGUACUUUGUACAGUGAAUAAAACUUCAAAUCUAAACAAACUUGGGUCUGUCAACUGUGUCCCAUUACCACCUAAAGUUCCAAAAAACACAAUAUUGCAACGUUGACAUAGAAAACGAGUGGGAUGCUCUCAGUUACAGCAACAGAUCCUACAAGAAAGGUCUCUCUUUUACACACAAACACACACUAGGAGACACACACACACAUUAGGGCAGCAGAAAAGACAGCAACUGUGGAACCAUGUGUUGAACACGGCAGCUGCUGAUUGGCCUGUGGAGGUGUCUGUGGGAGUCGAUGGCAGACCUGUGCUGGACGCAGAGCAGAGCCUCCUAUUUUUACCCACACUCAACCCGAUUAUAACCCAACAGCUGUCCCCACAUCUCUUGUCUGUCCCCUGUCAGGAAUAGCCGGCCCAUAAGAGGCCUCACCCCCUCUCUAGCUCUAGCACUGCUGUCUCUCUCUUUCUCUCUUUUUGUCCCCCUCUCUCUCUGGAAACUUAUACCGGCUUUUUUACGUUUGUCUGCUUCCUGAUUUUCUGGGUGACACCUGAGGAAAUACAAGCAUUGUGGAAAUACUUCAAAGCAGCUUCCUUCCAUAUCGUCAUCAUCUCACCAAUCACAGCCCAUGACAGCAGAUCAGUCAACAUGGCAUUCUCAUCCCGCUUUUCCUUCUGGGAGCAAAAGAUCAAAGACGAGAACAAGCCAGGCAGCACAACUUCAGAGACAGACGGACUGUCCAACAGGGCCAACUCAGUGCCAGCUCUAGACCCCGGCAGGGGAAUAUUCCGGGUUAAAAGUCCCCCGCCGUUAUCACCUAAAGAUUCAGCAACAAGGGUCAGGAGUCCGUCCCCACCUAAAGCCAGGACACCUGUCAAAGUUCCAGCGCGCCAAGAGACAUUGUCAAAGGCAGGAGAGUCACUAACCAGCCUUGAAACAACCCAGGUUUCCAAAAGUCCAGAGCCAACAAUGAACAAUGGCAAACAGCAAAAUGGCGUCGCGGGUAAAAGCAUAGCCAAUGGUGCACACAUUAGUGAUGUCAAACUUCCAGGCCAUAGCACUAACCAAACGGAUGCCAUGGAUGAUCAGGGACUAACUCGUAAGAAAGUGGUGAAAGUGGUUCGCCGUGUUGUAAGGAAGGUUCUGCCGACAGAUGAAGAUGACAAGUUUGUUACUAUGCCAGCUGCAGUGUCUAAAACCCCAUCAAUCCCAGGGUUCUCUUUUAAACAUGAUGUUGUCAAAACAGAGGAGAGAGACGACAUCUCUCGAGGCCUGACAAACCUCAUGGUCAGAGGCAGAACCAGGGAACCACGUCCAAGAGUACGCCAUGAUGAACGGCCGGAAAAGUUGGAGUUGGAGAGGAAGAAUGACAAAAUGGAAGAAAGAGUUGAGCAAAAAGAAACAAAAGAAGAGGACAAGUCAACAGUCAAACCACAGGAAGUGAAAAACAAACUAACAGACCCUGGCCCUGCUACACAGGGUCUGAAAUCGAAUGUAAACACAGCCAACACAACUCCUGUGAGUCCAACCUCAGCACCUUCCACAUCCCCUCAUUCCAGACCUUCUUCAUCAGAGGUUGCUCCAAAUCGAUUUUCAAAGUCAUUUAACUCAUUUCUGCCUCCUGUGUCCCCCACCAAAACCACACCAACAAACCCUCCUCGUCCGCCCUCCUCAGUAGCCCAAAAAGCCACUGCUCUGUCUCCUCCACCUCGGUUUAUCCCCCUCUCCAAACCCCCUCAAGUUUCAAACCCCCCUUGUCCAAGUCCUGCUUCAUUCGCUCCCAGAGUUCCUCCUGUUCAACAGCCUGCUGUUAGCCAUCAAGAGGAGGCGCUGCUUAGUCCCACAGAGGAGGCUCAGAGACGCCUGAUGAGGAUCUUCAAUGCCCCUGUAAAUCUCACUCCUGUCUAUGUCUAAAUUGUUGAUCGUCUCUGUCACCUUGUUUCAAGAAAAUGGCCAACACUAACACACUCAUUGCUUGUCGCGGCUUGCUUAGAGGCACAAAGCAGGUGGAAGUAUUGACACGGUGUUUGUCACCCCUGACUGGGGGCAACAGUUGGUCUGCCAGCUGUAAGUCAUGACGUAGUGAAAUUGUAUCCCUGCUGCUUGUGUCCUGGCUACAACUCUAACCCUCAUUUCUGUUACUCUAAUCCUCUGGGAUUCGUCCAACACUUACUCACCGCUGUUCUAGUUACCUCAGUAUAACUGGUCACACAAGGGAAAUGUGCUAUUCAAAUUAUUAUGGGUUACCUAUGUGGAUCAUUGAUCACAGAUGAAAAAUAUAAUCUAUCAAAAUGUGCCUUAUACUGAGACUAUCAAACAUUUUUUUAAUAGUAUUACUAUAUGGAUAAAUUGUGAUCAAUCAAGAUGAAUCUUUCUGAAAAUUUCCAUGAAGUUGUAGUUUUUAACUUUAGCUUUAACUUUUUAAUUAUUUUUUCCCAGAGGCUUCCUGCUUUUGUGAUUGGUGUUUUUUUUUGCAGAUGAUUAUUAAAGCAGGAUUAAACACGUUUUCACUUUUGUCAUUUUGCCAGAACCAAAUUCCCUAAGCUAACCUGAAAUAACUGCACGGAAGAGAUGAUCCUCAAUUUUUAGGACAAAAAAGCUACAGUAGCUGUCUAGCUAGUUGAGAGUUAAAACAUACACUAUAUGUUUUUUUUGGCUAGAAAACAGAUCAUGCUUCCACUAACAUCCCAGCUUUGGGCACAGUCUCUCACCAUUGCUUAUUAUUUCACAGUCAUUUGUGUGUUCCUGCUCUUUUGUUUUGUUUUGAUGCACUUCAUUUUCUAUUCCCACAUUUAACUCGUCUGCUUCAUUCUCCAUUCUCCGUCCUUACUCCCAUUCUCUCCUCUUGCUUUGUUUGUGUUACAUUUGGUGCGUUUUCUCUGUGGCUGAUUUGUGGCAAAGCUGGAACCUGCAGUCAAUGUUUCAUCCUGUGUUCAAGCCCCUGACCCUGCUUCCCAGCAGUGUUCCGUCCAGGUACAGCAGCCUUUUGCUCUUCUCUGGGCCUUCGUGACUAAAAAGUGAAUGUGUCACUGG